GCUGCCUCCCGUACCGUAGAGAUGGAGUUCAAAAAAUCGACUUUGUCUUUGCAGUUUCACUGUCUGGUAAUAUUGACCAAACGACGACCUUGACGACGAACAUCAUUCGUCAAAUUGUCAUGCGAUAUGGCAUCUACCGAUUCCACUACAGUGUCAUCGUCUAUGGAAGUGAUAUUGACACUGCUUUUGACUUUGGAAGCAUCUUACCAAACAAACAAUCUAUCCUGGAUGCAAUUAUGAACAUAAAAAGAUAUGACCUAGCGACGCAAGCUAAUGACAAACUUGCGUUUGAUCAGGCACGGGACAUUUUCACAACAAAACCAACGAGAAAAGAAGCAAGGAAGGUACUAGUAGUCAUCACGGAUAAACAAUCAAGUAAUAGUCCAUCGGAACUGGAAAAAGCAAGGAUGGGUCUCGAUCAAAUCAAUGCUUCUAUAGUUGCAGUCGGUAUAGGUUCACAGGUUACUUUGCAUGGACUGUUUGAUUAUACGGUCAUUAAAGAAAACGUCAUUCACGUUCCAUCUGGUGGUGUUAGCUAUUUGUUGGCAGAAGAAAUAAUUCACAAAAUCUCAAGAGGAGCACCAAAAUUCACUAAAAUUCCUUCCAGUGUCCUGCAUGUUGUGGAAGGUGGUAAUGCCAAACUUGUCUGGGAAUAUGAACAUCCGAAGAAGAAAGAGGAUCAAAAUUCUUUGUCCCUUCAGUGGGAUUUUUAUAGCAAAAAUGGUUCACGAACAGAGAUUGCUACUGCACAUGCAAAUUCCAACUGGGAAUUCAAGUUGAGCUCGACUUGUCCAAAAAGGUUACAAAACCCUACUCGAGUGAGUAAAGCCAACCCUGCAACGUUCUUUAUUUUCAUUGUGACAAGAGCUGACGRUGGGCAAUAUGGUUGCACGAUUCGGAUGAAGAAUUUAACGACUACUACUUUAGUGAGACUCGUGGUUACAGCUCACCCUCAGUUCACUAUUCGCCCACCACUAGUGAUGUACAUCAAUGAAGGUCAGGAUCUUUACAUACAAUGUGAAGCACAGGGACCUCCAGUACCCAUGGUUACGUGGUAUCAGAACUUAGGUGCCGCGAGGGUGUUAAAAAGUCAAGGUCUAGGAAAAGCUUCUUUGAGUAUACCCAAGAUCAAAAGGGACCAGAAUGGGACAUUUGAAUGUCAAGUAAACAACAACCCAAACGAGAUGCCUGUCACAGCAAAAACGACAUGUUAUUGUCAAUUGGGAUCAACGAUCAAUUGCAAGAGAAUGCAGCAAAUCUACGGUAACUGGUCUCGCUGUAAUUGUUGUGCUGUUAGUAUUGGCAGUCGCAGUCCUAGUUGCUUAUAUUUGCCUUAAACGACAGAAGGAAGUUAAAAUUUUACAAAGAAAACAAGACACGAGAAAUGACAGUUCAAAUGGAAAUAUUAUCGUUGAUUCGAUGUCGUCUUCACAAGAGGGAUCCGCCACCAGGAUUCCAAACCCAAGACCAACAUCAGCUGUCCAGGAAGGUACCUACGAGGAAACUGAUACAUAUGACUACGUUGCAGGUGCCACAAUGUCACAAUGUCGUGAGAAUGCCAAUCCAGUCCAUACCAAUAACCCAAGAACUGUACCUGUAGCACGCACCUCACCGGAACAAAGUGAUCGACAUCCUGAAUACUCCAAUAGCUUAGAGUUAUUUCCGGUAACGCCACGGCAAGUAGAAAGAACUGACCUUCAAUCUCGGGAUCUUGAUAUCUACCAAGAUCUUCUUAAAAAUAAUUCUUUUCCGCUUUAUCAAUCGCUUAACUCGGGAGAACCGUCAGAUGGAGCAGCACCUGGAGAUGUGUCAAUAACAGUAUAGCUGGUAAAUGAUUCUCAAAAAUAUCAUUAUCAGCCUUCCGGUGAACGGAUAACAUUGCCCGGCGUCCAGCAUAAAUCUGUGUAUACAUUAUAUUUGGUUUCAAUUUAUUUUUAUUUUUAUUUUUCAUUCUAUUUUUUUAUUGUUACAACACUUACCAUUCACCUGAGACGACGUCCGAUCUGGAUGACAACAUUAUUUUAAACUGCACACUAAAACACUAUCAAUCUGGCCGAUCAAUAUCAUAUCUUUUCAUAAUGAUUUUAUAAUUGGUUUUAAUGUGCUGAUAAAACUAUCUAGCUAUCUAGCUAAUAGCAUAACUUCAA
Molecule: messenger RNA, 2147 nt
Organism: Actinia tenebrosa (Australian red waratah sea anemone)
Lineage: Eukaryota; Metazoa; Cnidaria; Anthozoa; Actiniaria; Actiniidae
Biological process (GO): homophilic cell-cell adhesion
Cellular component (GO): plasma membrane
Molecular function (GO): nucleic acid binding
Source: RefSeq, a predicted model, not a curated record